Saccharomycopsis crataegensis is the source of this 2859-nucleotide messenger RNA. RefSeq names its product Zn(II)2Cys6 transcription factor. The transcript has a single exon. Gene Ontology annotation, molecular function: DNA-binding transcription factor activity, RNA polymerase II-specific; zinc ion binding. The coding region runs from base 1 to 2859 and encodes 952 amino acids. NCBI's taxonomy places the organism in Eukaryota, Fungi, Ascomycota, Saccharomycetes, Ascoideales, Saccharomycopsidaceae. Gene Ontology annotation, biological process: regulation of DNA-templated transcription. The record is from RefSeq and is a predicted model, not a curated record.
AUGGAUGAUGCCUCUUAUUUCCCAAAGUUGAAUGACGAAGAUAUGACAUUCGAACCAAGCCGCAGCGGCAUUGGGGUGGAAGUAUCUUCCUAUCAACAUCACCGCAAGCGCCAGAAAGUGAAAAUCGCCUGUGAGAAUUGUCGAAGCAGAAAGAAGAAAUGUGAUGGUUUAAAGCCUGUGUGUAGUCAUUGCAAAACGAUUUAUGAAAAGAAAUUGAUGGCGAAAAUGAAAUUGAAUAAGUCGUUAAAGAAUAAUAAUAAUGAUCAUCAUGCGGCAUCGAUGAAAAUGAUUGAAGAGGCAGUUAAAGUGGAUUGUCGCUACAGAGACGAUGGAGCACUGACCUUGGAAGAUCAACAACCUACUUUAUUAAUAUCGUCAUCUCGCGCACACCAACCCUCAGGAGGCUUUUCUUCAAUCACCAUGGAGUUUUCAAGAACAUCAUCAUUCGCCAAUGCAAUUGAGUAUCAAGGAGAUAUCAUUCCAAAAAACACGAACAACACCAUGAUGAAUUGUGAUACUGAAACAACACAGAAAGCAGAUUCAAUGCAUGAAUUAUUGAAGGAAGUGACUGGGAAGUUCAACAUUAUUUACAAGUUAAUUAAGGCUAAGGCAACUGCAGAUGAUGGAAAGAUAUCGACCAAAACCAAGAGUGAUGGCAAUAUCAUUCAAACAACUUUGAAAGAAAUUUAUAACACUUUGAAGACCUUAGAACAUAAUACUCAUCCGUCCAGUAUCACUGUCUUCAAUGGCAAUGAUGAUUUUUCUACAAGCUCCGGAUGUCCAAUAACAAGAAAAAAAAGGAUGAUGCUGGUGAUGGCGGCUGCAAGGAAUGUCGAUGAUAAUUUGAUUGAUCCAGCGCAGUCGAAGUGUGCGUUUCCUGGAUAUUGGGAUCGAUCAGUGGAGCGGGUUUUAAAAUGGCCGAUAUUUGAUGGGAAGUACGAUAAACUUGCAGAGGAGGUGCAUAAAGUGAUGAAGAUUAAUGAUAAACAUCUCUUACACGCUGAAUGGCCAGAAAUCAAAAGGUCCAAUGGUCAUCAUGAACCGGAGAGGCGUCAUAAUAUCUGCAACUCAAAUAUGGAUAAUCUAAAUAACAACGGUAAUAUUAAGGAUACUAGGGCAGAUGAGAUCUCGGGAUUAAUGAAAAUUGGAAAUAUCAUUGAUGGAACAAUAAGCAAGAGUACUGACCCAGUUGUGAAAAACAAAAUUUUUUUUGAAGAUGGGAAGUCCCUGAAAAGAAAACGGUGCUUCAGAUUUCGAUUUUUAGAGACUUUAAGGAGUUUGGAGCCAAAAAUCAUGAAGAAUUUGUCCAAAUGGACUGAAGACUAUAUUUUGAACGUUCAUACUUCUGGGAAUUUGUUCAUUGAUAUUUUAUCAUUACGGAAAACCACUACGGAACUCUUGGAUGAUUAUUCGAGAUUUUUAGUACUGGAAGGAACAUCUAACAAGGAUGAUAAUGAAAAAUUGUUGAAUUUUGAUGAAACCGAACACAAAAAUAGAAACUUUUUGUUGCAGUAUCAUUUUUCUGAGGCAGGGAAUAGAUACCUUGACGAAGAUCUCGGGGAUGGAGAACGAUAUAUUCCAAUAUAUUGUCUUUUGAUGAUUUGUUCAAUCGGUAUGUUAUCAUCUAAAUAUGAUUGUAAAAAUUCCAGAAUUUGCAAUUUUGCCUCGUCAUAUGACGAACGAAAUCAAUUUGGAAAAAGUGAGUUAGCGUAUCAAUUAUAUUUGCUAUCUAUGGAAUUCAAGAAAUUACAAAAUAACCCGUCAAUUCUCAUUGACGAGGCUAAUCGCCACGAAUUGUCUCACCAAACGUCGUUUUAUUCAUUAUGCGACAUUCAAUAUGAUUUGUUGCUAUCGAUGUAUAAAAAUUUCAUGUUGAAACCAUUUGAAGCAUGGUAUCACAUUUAUAAUGCAUCUUCGAUGAUGUUGGUAUAUUUGGAAUUGAAUCGUGAGAAAAUAAACUCUACUUUGAAAAGCUACCAAUUGAUUCAGCGGAUAUAUUGGCAAUGUCAUAAAAACGAGUGUGAAUUGAAAGUUUAUUUAUCGCCAGUGUAUUUGUCAUCAGGUAUUAUUAGUUAUAAGCCACCUUUCAAAAUCAGUGAUUUGAAGAUUCCAGGAUAUAUCAAUCAAGAAGAAAGCGUCAUUAAAGAUGGUUGGGCGUUUUAUUUGACAGAAGUUUUCGUUCGACCGAUCUUAAACAAGAUUUUGAACGCUUUUUAUUUAAAGUCCACUAAUGAACAUUCAAAAUCUUCGUAUGGCGACAGUAUGGAGAACAACUGGACACUUUUAGAUCAAGAAGACUAUGUACAGUUGAUUCAGUUUUUCUUGAAAGAAACCGGGGAUUUGUUGAUAAUCUUUGAGAAAUUCUUGAAUCAGCAAAACCUAUCCACUCCUUUGAGAUGUGCGGAUGAGCGAGUGAUACGUAUUAAAGAAUGCCUAUCUUUGCCAGUAUUAUACUAUAUAUUAACGGUUUUGGCAUUACCGAUGCCGAACUACACUAUCCAGCAUGUUGAGUCUCGAGGUGGACCAAUAAGCUAUGACCAGUAUUUGCAUCCAUAUUUGAUUGCGUUUUUGAAAGAUUUAUGUGAUCAGUAUCUUCGAUUUCCCGAUUUGAUGGAUUUUGCUAGUGAGAGAAGACACGGAAGUUGGUUUAGAUUAAGAGAUACUUAUCUGUCUUGUGUAAUAUUGAUGAUAAUUUAUAAAAAAUUUGGGAUUCAUUUUUUCACAAGGGAUAAAUUGCGGAUGUUUGUGGAUCAGACAAAUUGCAUUUUUAACUAUUGGAUAGUAGAGGCCCAAGAGUUCAAACUUUCGUUGCAAAUCAUUAAUGGGAUUUAUAAUGAUUUGCCGUAUAUUGAUAAUUAG